Messenger RNA from Ilyonectria robusta, 4074 nucleotides. Its product is annotated as armadillo-type protein. The transcript is spliced from 4 exons. The record is from RefSeq and is a predicted model, not a curated record. Gene Ontology annotation, cellular component: nucleus. NCBI's taxonomy places the organism in Eukaryota, Fungi, Ascomycota, Sordariomycetes, Hypocreales, Nectriaceae. Gene Ontology annotation, biological process: SCF complex assembly; protein ubiquitination. Bases 1 to 4074 code for a protein of 1357 amino acids.
AUGGCCAGUAGCACCACCAUUAACGCCACGCCUCAGGCGGUGAUGGGCCAUGUCCAGAAGCUCAGCGACACCGACCCGGACUUUCGGUUCAUGUCCUUGAACGACUUGUUGCAGCUUCUCAGACACGCGAAGCCCGACUUUCUUCAUCAUGACUACAACAUCGCUGCCCGCACUGUGGAUAGCAUUAUCAAGACCCUCGACGACCAGAACGGUGAGGUUCAGAACUUGGCAAUCAAAUGCUUGGGCCCUCUCGUGGGCAAGGUCCCUGCUCCGAUUAUUGCGCCGAUGAUCGAGAAGCUCUCGUCCCUCAAGCUUAAGAACUCGGUGGACAACGCAGUUCCGUCUUUGGCCCUCCGAUCCGUAAUAAUCGCUCUCCCCCGCCCGGUGCCAGGCCUCCCGCCCACCUCCGAUGUCCAAGAAGCGUAUAAUGCAGUUAGCCGCGUGCUCAUUCCCCGACUGAUUGGACCUGGUCCCAAGACACAAGUUCCGAAGAACGCCAAGGUUACGCUCCCUGAUGUUCCAGAGGGCUUGCUGCAAAACGAUGGAGACCUCAAUGCCGAGGCUGUCGAUGUGUUGAUAGAGGUUGUUCGAUGUUUCGGACCCAUGCUCAUCCAGGUCGAGGUCGAAGCGAUGCAGGAGGUUGUUAUACAACUCCUCGAGAGCGAGAAGGGGUCGUCAGUGGUGAAGAAGCGUGCUGUUGUCGCCAUUUCGAUGCUUGCUGUGUACCUGUCCGAUGAGCACCUGGAGGAUGUGGUUAACCGAAUUACCGCUGGUCUCUCGCAGAGCAGCAGUGCUGUUACACGCCGCCUUUACAUAUCGAUCCUGGGUAGCAUGGCGAGGUCCAUUCCUUCUAGGUUCGGUCCUCACCUUUCCAAAGCUGCUCCCUUCAUUCUCCAAGCUCUCGGAGAAGACGAGCUGCAAAAUCACUUAGAGCAGCUGAGCGAUGGAGAUGACCUUGGUCAGGAUUUCAACGACGUCCGCGAAGCUGCCCUCGUCGCUCUUGAGGCUUUCCUGGCGUCCUGCCCCCAAGAAAUGCGUCCCUUUACUGACGAAACAAUGGCGUCUUGCCUUCGAUUCAUCAAAUACGAUCCCAAUUAUUCGAUGGAUGAUGAUGAUGAGGAUAUGGACGUGGACGAGGACGAGGAAGAAGCUGACGAUGACGACGAAUUUGAUGCCGACGAUGGAUUCGAGGACGACGAUGAUGACGCCAGCUGGAAGGUCCGACGAUGCGCAGCCAAGACCUUGUACACUCUCAUUUCGACUCGCGCCAGUGGAGAUCUUCUCGAGAAUGGAGUUUUGUACAACCAAGCUGCCCCCCUUCUGAUCAAGCGCAUUGAUGAGAGAGAGGAGAACGUCCGACUUGAGAUCAUCUCUGCACUUUCUCUCCUUGUUCGCAAGACUGGAGAAGGACUUGAAACUCCCGACCUGUCGCUGGAUGACUAUGAGCCAGAAUCUGAGUCGCGGAUCCCCAUUAGCCGGAAGCGAAGACGGCAAAGUAGUGGUGGUGGUGGGACCGUCUCCCAAUUCAUGGCUGGCCCUGGCCUUGCCUCGCCUGUUCUUGAAAAACUCCCUGCCACUGGCCCUCGAGUUGACCUUGCCCGUCUGACACCGCUUAUUGUCAAGGCCAUCACGAAGCAGCUCAAGGGCAAGACGAUCCCAACCAAGCAAGCCGUCAUCAGCCUUCUGGAUGACAUCGUAUCGGUCCAACACGGUGGCCUCGCCGAAUACUUCGAUGAAGUCUUUGGUCCCAUUAUCGAAGCAAUCAAGCCCACCGGCUCUGGUUCUGUCUCGACUUCCCUAGCUUCUGCGGGUGGAUCCUCUACAGCCACUCCUAGCACUCUCCGAGUUACCGCCUUGAAGCUCAUCAGCGAUAUCUCCAAGACUCACUCCUCAACUAUCCUUCAACCCUACUUGAUUAACAUUGUUGCCGGAGUCGCUUCAGCCGUCCACGACCGCUUCUACAAGAUUUCAAGCGAAGCUAUCCGCACUGUUGAGGAGCUUGUUAAGACCAUCACACCCCCAAGGUCGCGCAACACUGGAUCCAAGUACAAAGACGAGUUGGAGAAGCUUUACGAUGUCAUUAUUGACCGAUCCUCUGCCAACGAUGCUGACGCCGAGGUUCGCCAGCGGGCUAUUCAUGCGCUUGGAGUCCUCAUCUCCCGAACGUCUAGCCCAGAGGGUUCGAGCCUACUCUCAGCUGAUAAGCGCAAGGCUGCUCUGAACGUUCUCCAAGAGCGACUCAAGAAUGAGACUACGCGGCUGGCAGCUGUGAGGGCAGUCGACAAUGUUGCUGCAUUUUCGAGAAGCCCCGGCCAGCUCGAGAAGGCAUGGAUCCAAGAUGUUGCCCUGGAGCUCUCUGCCCAACUGCGAAAGGCCAACAGAGCUCUACGAGGAUCAAGCAUCGUGGCGCUCAAGCACCUAGCGCUCUCAAAUGCCACCAAGGGCCAGCUGGAACCACCGACCAUUGAAGGAAUUGUCUCUGCCUUGAUGCCUAUCAUCACUCACAGCGACACCCACCUUCUCGGGCCAACCCUUCUCAUUCUGGCCAAGGUUGUACCCGACCACGCCGAUCUCGUCGUGACUGCUGAUAUGAUCACAUCCCUCUGCGAGCUCCUGAAGUCACACUUUGCAAGCAUUGUGUUGGAUCAAUUGCUAGUGUUGAUCAGCAGCAUUGGCGAAAGUGGUGCUGGCCAGUCGCUCAUGCUUGGCCUGCUCAAGGAUGUCAGUGUCUCCGGAGACCCAGCAGUCGUCGGCAAGGUGAUUGGAACACUCCUAGUGACUGGAGGUGAAUCCGCUGGCGUGAAGCUGAACAGCUUCGUCUCUGAGCUUCAAACGAGCGCCAAGGGUAACGAUGACGCUCGGGUGAGCCUUGCACUCGCUGUCCUAGGAGAGGCUGGAAUGAGGCUUGGAACGAAGUCACCUCUUAAGCCCACUCUCUUCUUGGAGCAGUUCCAUACGGAGCCUGACAAGGUUUCUCUUUCUGCUGCAAUCGCUCUUGGCAGAGCGGGCUCCGGCAAUGUUCCUGAGUUCCUUCCCGUCAUUCUGGAGACGAUGCAGAAGGGAGGAAACACCCAGUACCUGCUCAUCCAGUCCAUCAAGGAGAUUCUCCAAUCCAUCUCGGCACAGUCAACUGACCUGCGAAACUACGCUCCUGCUAUCUGGGAUCAGCUUUUGAAGGCAUCCGACAAUGCCGACAACAAGGUGGUGUGUGCCGAGUGUGUCGGGCGCCUUGUCACCCUUGACCCUACAGUGUUUAUGCCCCGUCUCCAGACUCUUCUCCGGGACCAAUCCUUGGGCGUUCGCGGAAUGGCUGUCCAAGCUGUGCGCUACACCCUACCUGAGAGCGAUGAGGCCUUUGACUCAUUGCUUCGAAAUGUUCUCAUCGACAUGCUUCUCGUUAUGCUUCAGGACUCGGACAUGGACAUUCGCCGCCUGGCGAUGAUAACGCUCACUACAGCUGCGCGCAACAAACCCGACCUGAUUCACCCGCAUCUGGGCGAGCUGAUGCCGUACGUCUUAAGAGAGUCAGUAAUCAAGACGGAGCUCGUCAGGGAAGUCAUGAUGGGUCCUUUCAAGCACACUGUGGAUGACGGAAUGGAAGUCCGCAAGAGCGCGUAUGAAACCCUUUACGCCCUGAUGGAAACUGCCUUUAGCCGCAUCAACAACAUUGACUUCUACGACCGUGUUGUUGACGGUCUCAAAGAUGACAACGAUAUUCGCCAGCUCUGCAAUCUCAUGGUCACGAAGCUAAUCGCGAUUGAUCUUGAUGAGACAGCCCGCCGACUGAAUCCGAUUGCCGAGUCGUACCGUUCAGUGCUGUCAGUCAAGCUCAAAGAUAACGCCGUUAAGCAAGACCUUGAGAAGCAAGAGGAGGCGAACAAGAGCAUCCUCAGAGUGACGCUCUUGUUGGGUGAGAAGAUGAAGGCUAUGACGGGUAACGCUGGAGCAGCGACCAGUAAUGCAGGCGCUGCGGGUGUGUGGACGGCCUACUGGGAGUGGGUUAACAAGGAAUUUGAGAAGCAAUUGAGGGGCUUGCGAGAGGAGAACACCCAGUUGCAGACUCGGAUGGUUUAA